This is a messenger RNA of Styela clava, 903 nucleotides long. NCBI's taxonomy places the organism in Eukaryota, Metazoa, Chordata, Ascidiacea, Stolidobranchia, Styelidae. The record is from RefSeq and is a predicted model, not a curated record.
UAAUUUUAUAAAUUUGUUUUGAAUAAAACAAUUCUCUAAAUUUUCAAAUUUUUAUUUUCCUCAUUAGGUGAGAAAUGCUGGAAGCCUAUGGUUUGCGACGGGAAACCUAUUUGGAGUGACGUCAAUACGAAGGGACAGUGCACAAAAGAAGAAGAGAAGACUUUGGAAGCUUUAACGGAGAAAGUUAAUCAGAUGGAAAGUGCGCUUCAUCAAAUACAAGAGGGAAUAAAUGUCAAAGUAACUACCAUGUCACACGAUGAAAUUUGUGCUGUCGUUUACAAUUCCAAGUGUUUCCGAGCGAUCGUUUAUGAGAUGUGGGACGUCACAUCAAGCGAUGCUGAAUCUCUUUGCGGGAACAGACUGGCUAACAUUUAUAACGUCACACACUACAACCUGCUUCGAGAUUAUUUACGACCAAUGAUUCCUGAUGGUCAUACAUACAUUUGGGUUCGUACGGGAAUGACUUACGAGAACGGUCAGCUAUAUUCAACAACGGGCCAAACUAUAUCUCUGCCAACUGAGGUUUGGUUUCCUGAUACCCCGCAUUUCGAUGCAUCGCUCACAACUGUUGUUGUUCGUGUCAGUCGAUACCCGCAGGACAGCUAUCAAGGAAUUUACAAUGAGAAAUCUUCCACCAAAUUUAACGGAGCCAUCUGUGAAAAUGAAUCAUAACUCUGUCCAUUGACUAAUUGAUAAACAAAAGAAAAUGUAGAAUUACUUGAGUUUGAGAGUUAUUGUUAUUUGACCUAUUAGCCUAAUUGAAACUUCAAAUUACUAUUUCCACAGUUGAACAAGCCUAUGCUCUUAUAUUCUCGAAUAUAACCCCUUAUAUAGUCUACAGACGGGUUGUGAGAAUUACUAUUAAUAACGUGUUCGAAACGGUCAAUUUACCGAUACCUUUAU